AUGGCGACGAGGAAUAUCAACAUGACGCAUACGACGCGGCCGUCGAUUUCGUCAAGUUCCGGGAAUGCGGUCAAGACGCGCCAACUUACACAUCUGCAUUCGCAGCUCGCGCAGUUGUCUGCCAACCUUGCUGAUACCGAGAACCUGGUUCGUAUGACGACCGUUCAGGCUGAGAGUAUGCGGGGCUUGGGAGCUUGGCAUGGUGGAAUGUUCAUGGCUGCUAGCAAGGUCCUUGGCGAGGAAGCUAUCAAUCGCGAUGCGGCGGCACAGGCUAAGGGCGGUCAACGCUAA
Colletotrichum truncatum is the source of this 291-nucleotide messenger RNA. Its product is annotated as DUF1721 domain containing protein. Gene Ontology annotation, cellular component: DASH complex. The record is from RefSeq and is a predicted model, not a curated record. Gene Ontology annotation, molecular function: microtubule plus-end binding. Gene Ontology annotation, biological process: attachment of spindle microtubules to kinetochore. Lineage: Eukaryota; Fungi; Ascomycota; Sordariomycetes; Glomerellales; Glomerellaceae.